AAUUCAGAACUUCCCUCCCCGUUCCCCUAUUAUUCGUUUCGUGUUACGACUCUUUCGUAAAUGGCUUCCGGAUCUGUGAAAAGAGAUUGGUCUCUUAAAGAUUUCGAGAUCGGGAAACCCCUUGGCAAGGGCAAAUUCGGCCGAGUCUACCUCGCCCGUGAAGUCAAGAGCAAGUACAUAGUCGCCCUGAAAGUGAUAUUUAAAGAACAGAUUGAAAAGUACAAACUCCAACACCAGCUCAAAAGAGAGAUGGCGAUCCAAAAUAGCCUUCGUCAUCCCAAUGUUCUCAGACUUUACGGGUGGUUUCACGAUUCAGAAAGAAUCUUCCUAAUUUUGGAGUACGCUCAUGGAGGUGAGCUCUAUGGAGAGCUUCGUAAAUCUGGUCAUUUGUCCGAGAAGCAAGCUGCCACUUAUAUUGCUAGCCUUACACGGGCAUUAGCUUAUUGUCAUGAGAAGCAUGUGAUCCAUCGAGAUAUAAAGCCUGAGAAUUUGUUGCUAGAUCAUGAGGGAAGACUGAAGAUAGCAGACUUUGGGUGGUCUGUUAGGUCAAAAGACAAGAGACACACAAUGUGUGGAACAUUAGAUUAUCUGGCACCAGAAAUGGUGGAACAAAAAGCUCAUGAUUAUGCAGUUGACAAUUGGACAUUAGGCAUUCUGUGUUAUGAGUUUCUUUAUGGUGUCCCUCCUUUUGAGGCAGAUAGCCAAGCAGAUACCUUUAGAAGGAUUAUGAAGAUUGAUCUCACCUUCCCUUCAAGCCCUCAAGUAUCUAAGGAAGCUAAACAUCUCAUCACUCGACUUUUGGUGAAGGAUUCAGAUAAAAGGCUUCCACUUGAGAAGAUCUUGGAGCAUCCUUGGAUUAUUGUGAAUGCUGAUCCUGAUGGUACUUGCUCUUAAUACAAGUUGUAGUUUUUAAAUAAGAAUUAAGAUUUAAGACAAACAGUUUUUAUUGGUAGCCAAUAGCAGCUUCUUCUUUUGGUAUCAUUAAGUUGAUUUGAAACUGUAUGUGAAGGGUGUUUAUGUUGUUAGGCCUCAAAGAAAUUUGUAUAAGUGUUAGGAAAAUGAUUAAAGGAUGUUCAAUC
Messenger RNA from Lactuca sativa (garden lettuce), 1079 nucleotides. RefSeq names its product ataurora3 (gene AUR3). Gene Ontology annotation, molecular function: ATP binding; protein kinase activity. The record is from RefSeq and is a predicted model, not a curated record. NCBI's taxonomy places the organism in Eukaryota, Viridiplantae, Streptophyta, Magnoliopsida, Asterales, Asteraceae. Gene Ontology annotation, biological process: protein phosphorylation.